Messenger RNA from Thlaspi arvense, 4310 nucleotides. Lineage: Eukaryota; Viridiplantae; Streptophyta; Magnoliopsida; Brassicales; Brassicaceae. The record is from the annotation of a GenBank genome assembly.
CAUUUUCACUAAUAUGCUUUUUUACAUAACGUUUUGAAGAAACCCAGAGAACAUAAUUGGAGAAUCAUCAAAUUCAAAAUCAUCCGGGGCUUACUUUCUCCGAACAAAUUCGCCGUCGGAACUAUCGCUGCUAAGUGGUAAUUUUCUGUGUAUAAAUGUCGAGUAGCUCGGGAAGUUUCUCAGGAAGCAGUAGCUCGGCUUGUAGUUCCAGAAGCGAUUGCGAAAACUCGUUUGAUGCUGAAGAACUUGUGCAGAUAGGCUCACGACGCAGGGAGCUAAGGAAAGAAAAGGACAUGCUGAGAGAUUCGCAGCCUCAUAGUAUCGAAUUAGUCAGAAGGUUGGAACUCCACUCAAAGUCAUUGACAGAAUCUCGCUUAGAAGACACGGCUAGAAUUCAGACGAUGGAGAAAGAGUUGUUGAAUUGCUAUAAGGAAAUUGAUUGCUUGCGAGAUCAACUAAUUUUCAAAAGCAAGGAAGUGAAUUAUCUCAAUGAACAUGUGCACGAACUCGAAUUCAAAUUGGCUGAAUCAGGGAACUUUGAAGAAGAAGUUGACUGUUUGAGAGAGGAGUUGUGUAUAUCUAAAUCCGAGCAUCUGUUGUUGUUGCAAGAACUCGAGAGCAAAGAAACAGAGCUACUGUGGUCGUCUCUUUCUGUAGAGAAACUCGAGGAGACCAUCUCAUCCUUAACAUUAGAGUCAUUGUGUGAAAUAGAAAGCAUGAAGCUUGAUAUAACAGCGUUGGAGCAAGCACUCUUUGAUGCAAUGAAAAUCCAAGAAGAAAGCAUCCAAGAAAAAGAUCAAUUAAGAGGAAUAAUCAAAGAGGUCCAGUUUCUGUCUCAAGAGGCACAAGAGAAUGCCAAGUCCUUUGAGAAGCAAAACGAAGAGCUGAGGGAGAGAAUUGCCGCCUCUGAAAGGAGUAUCAAAGAAUUUGUUCAGAGCACUAAAGAACGGUUAGAAAGUGAAAACGAACAACCCCUAAAUGCAGAGUGUUUCUAUGCUGAACUGAGUCAUGUGCUUCCAGUGUCCAAUGAAGUUCGCGUAUGUUUCGAUGCAAUCAUCCAGAAACUAAGACUUUCCCGGAAUGUAAACUCGAUUGAUAAAAUGGAGGGUAUGAGGCUGCAGGAAGAAGAUCUUGUGAAGAAGCUCAAGGAAGAAUUGAAACAGGAGAAACUAAAGGCGAAGGAAGAAGCCGAAGACCUUACGCAAGAAAUGGCUGAAUUAAGGUAUAAGAUGACAUGUUUGCUUGACGAAGAACGCAAACGCCGUGUGUGCAUAGAACAAGCAUCGUUACAGAGAAUCGCAGAACUAGAAGCACAGAUCAAGAGAGAGACGAACAAGCCCUCUUACACUGAGAUGCUGCCUCUAUCCGGGUUAUUGAAAAAGUCUUGAGCUUUGAUGUUUAGCUUUACCCAAUUCACGCAUCUUCACAUUUCUUAGUCUCAUCUAUGGAUUUUCCGAGUAAUAGCAACUGCUUAAGCGUGCUUGGCUGGUGAUCGAAAAUCGGGAUCUUUUAUUACACCUCAAAUGGUUGGAUGGUCAGGAAUCCAGAGACUUGAAGUGGCUGGAGAGAAACAACAGAGUUUCGUACUAAGAAACCUCAGUGUUCUUCGUCUUCUUCUUUUCUGGGCUCUAUUCGCUUAUCCAGGUCUGAUACAAUGUUUGGUUUGAAGAAAUCCCGGGAAAGACGUUCCAAGCAUAAGCCGGCUGAUUCUGGAUUUCACCCACCUUCCAAAUCUAAUCCGUUUGAUUCUGAUGAUGAAUCGGAUGAGACUAAACACAUCUUCAAGCCAUCAAAUAGGAUUUCCCCUGAACCUUCUGCAGCCGCUAAGAAUUUCAGCUUCAACCCUUUUGAUGAUGAUGGUGAUGACGAUGAGGUUGAGAAAGGAUUCACUUCAUUGUCGAAACACUCUUUGACUGCGGAUGCAAAGAGUCGGUACAGAGAUGAUUUACGUGACUCAGGAGGUGUGGAAAACCAGACGGUUCAGGAACUUGAGAGCUAUGCUGUGUACAAGUCUGAGGAAACAACCAAGACCGUGCAAGGGUGUCUGAAAGUAGCGGAAGGCAUAAGGUCAGAUGCAACCAGAACUUUGGUCAUGUUGAAUGAGCAAGGCGAGAAAAUGACGAGGACACACCAAAAGGCUGUUGACAUGGAUCGUGACCUUAGUCGGGGUGAGAAGAUUCUUGCGAGCCUUGGAGGCAUUUUUUCAAGGACUUGGAAACCAAAGAAGACUCGCUCGAUAACCGGUCCUGUCAUAUCCAGAGUUGAAUCCCCCAAGAGAAAAGUUAACCUCUUGGAGACUAGGGAGAAGCUGGGGUUGAACCAUCUGCCUAAACCACAAUCAAGAACCCGUGAACCUCUCCCUGAGCCCGCUGAUGUCUAUCAGAGAGUAGAGAUGGAGAAAGCAAAGCAGGACGAGGGACUUGCAGAUUUGAGUGAUCUACUCGGCGAACUGAAGAACAUGGCUGUUGACAUGGGAACUGAAAUCCAAAGGCAAAACAGUGGACUUGAUCAUCUUCAAGACGAUGUCGACGAGCUUAACUUCAGAGUGAAACAAUCCAACCAACGGGCUCGCCGUUUACUCAGGAAGUAAAAGCAGCCAGAAGAACUUUCUUCAUAACCAGACUUGUCAGCUUCUCUAUUCUCUUGAUUGAAUUUGUUGCUUUUAGUCAUGAAUCUUCUCUGAGCAUAGAUUUCAAUGUUUUGAUUCUGAUGUUAAUAAAGUUGAAACAUUUGACUCCAAAAAAAACUGCAGAAUCCUCUGACAUUAACAAUCAAAGACAAUAGUUAAAACAUUUGACUGCAAAACCACCGUCACGUUCAUCAGAAUCUAACCACUAACAAAUGUUCAGACAACAACCUUUAACAGAAUCAGAUCAAGAACCAGAAGAAGAAUAGACAAAGGACAUGAACUCUUGAUCUGAUUCCAAAGCUUCCAUAAACUGUGGAAGAAGACAUACUUCCAAAUCUAUGCUUCCGCCUCCUUCUCUUCCAGGAUAAGCUGAUGCCUUCCCGUCGUACUUACUGUUAUAGCCGCUUCUAGCCGCCACCGCUUUCCCCAUCCCAAACUCACUGCCGUACUUAUUAAACCUCGGCGAGCUUCCCAUAUGAACAAGGUUCGGAUCGGAAAAUCCCGCUGAUUGCAAUUCUAAAAGAGAGUUCAACCAUCCAUCCACUUGGGAAGCGAUUGCUUCGCCAUUGUGUUGGGUUACAGCUUGAUGCAGUUCCAAAGCAGCCCAUCCAAACUCUUUCCCCAACAGAUUACCAAUUUUCGUAGUCUUAAUUGCAAGAGAGACGUAAACACCAAAGUGAUUCGGCGGCAAUGGUGGGCUCAUUCUUGAUCUGUUUCCAGCAGAGAACCUGCAAGUAGUUUCUUGAUCAUUUGGUAACUUUCUUGCUCUUGUUAUGCUUCUCCACAUAAAUGCGGCUAAGGACUGAAAAGAAGAGAUCUUUGUUGUUCCGCAUUCUUGAUUCGCCUUUGACUUUAGUGAUUUCAGUGUCUCUGCUGAGAAAUGGAACAUUCUCUCUUUCAAAACCGGAGACUCGGAUCGGGGAAUGGACUCAUCAAGUGGACUGAAGGGAAGCCUGCAAAUAGGACCGUUCACUUCACGAAAGAUUGGAGGAUUCUUGAGACACAACAAUGUACUGUCAUGUGAAUUGAAGGUCUCGGACAAAGAGUUGAAGAACUGCCAGAAGGAACUUCCAUCUCCAAUCGAAUGAUUCAUAGACAUUCCUAUGAAAACUCCAUCUACCAACUCUGAUAAGAGACUCAUGGUUUGACCAUCGAUAUCCACUGCUUUGUGAUGAUCAAAGAAUGAUUGAACAACCAAAGGAACAUAUUUGGACCCAACAAUGUCUGCUACACUUAGAUCUGAUUGGGCAUGGAUAAAUCCAGCUCCAGGACUGUUAUUACAGUCCACAAACACCGAAUAGGAUCUUGCAUCAUCGGUUUUCAAAGUCGAGAGGCGACCCGCGAGCGGAUAGAAAUGGACAAGUGUUAUGGCUAGAGAGUCUUUAAGCUUUUCCAAAAAUGGCCCCAUGAAGUCUUUUGCUUUGACUGCAUCAUCAGAGUCAGAUGUUAUUGAUGGUUUGAGAAAGAGAAGACCUUUCUGGAUGUAUUGGACCGAGAGCAUCACAUGAUCCAUUGCUGAAAGAUGGUAUGGCUCUUUUGAUUUUUCAUGGUGAGUUUUGGGUUGGACGAAGCAUUGCGAUAUAAUCUCCACUUCCGACAAAGAAGAAGAAGAAACCAUUUUUUGCUACUUUUGUUUAUUUCUUUCAAUGUUUCUUUGCUUUUUUCUCUCAAUACGAUAAAA